Messenger RNA from Helicoverpa zea (corn earworm), 3306 nucleotides. It is a transcript of the gene rdgBbeta, whose product is annotated as cytoplasmic phosphatidylinositol transfer protein 1. Gene Ontology annotation, cellular component: cytoplasm. The record is from RefSeq and is a predicted model, not a curated record. Gene Ontology annotation, molecular function: phosphatidylinositol binding; phosphatidylinositol transfer activity. The coding region runs from base 174 to 1073 and encodes 299 amino acids. NCBI's taxonomy places the organism in Eukaryota, Metazoa, Arthropoda, Insecta, Lepidoptera, Noctuidae. Gene Ontology annotation, biological process: phospholipid transport. The transcript has 8 exons.
AUUGUCAAUAAAUUAUUCAAUUGUCAACUACAGUGUCUUCGCUUUAUGUGUUAUUCCGCCUGAUUUGUGAAAAUAAUAAAUUAUAGAUCGCAGGAAAAGUUAAAUUGGCUGUCGAUUGAUUGAUUGACUAAACUAAAAUAGUUUUGACUUAUUAUAUCAAAUUAAUAUUUAAAAUGGUUUUGACUAAGGAAUUCAGGAUCUGUAUGCCGAUGACGGUGGAAGAGUAUCGGAUUGGUCAGCUGUACAUGAUAGCUCGGCAUAGCUUUGAGCAGUCCAGUAAUGGGGAAGGAGUGGAAGUAGUGGCCAAUGAGCAGGUCACUGAUGAGGUCAAUGGGGUUGGACAGUACACUGAGAAGAGAAUCCAUCUGUCUAGCCACUUACCUUAUUGGGUCCAGUCUAUGAUACCAAAAAUAUUUUAUGUCACUGAAAAAGCAUGGAAUUAUUACCCUUACACUAUUACAGAGUAUACAUGCUCCUUCAUCCCCAAAUUUUCUAUCUCUAUUCAAACAAGAUAUGAAGAUAACAAUGGCACUACAGAAAAUUGUUUAGGCAUGACUCCAGAAGAAUUAGAACAGCGAGAAGUGGAUUUCCUAGACAUUGCAUAUGAUGAGAUCAAGCCACACCAUUACAAGGAGGCUGAGGACCCGAAGUUCUUCAAGUCACAGAAGACAGGGCGAGGUCCCCUUGUGGAAGGCUGGAGAGACUCCCACCAACCCAUCAUGUGCUGCUACAAGGCUGUCAGUGUCAAGUUUGAGGUUUGGGGCCUUCAGACUAGGGUGGAGGAGUAUGUCCAAGGAGCUAUUCGCGAAAUUUUAUUGCUUGGUCAUCGACAAGCGUUCGCGUGGAUGGACGACUGGUUCAAUAUGACCAUAGAGGACGUGAGGGAAUAUGAGCGCGAGAUGCAAGCGAAAACCAAUAUCAAGUUGAAAAUCAAUACAGAGGCGGUUGAAGGUUCAGGCGAAGAUAAGAACUCAGAGUCUUCUAAACCCCAAACUCCUAAGACGCCGAAAUCACCGAAGAGUACGAGUAGCACACCCACUGCUGAAGGCCGGUCGUGGUUCAACUGGUCUUAAGUUUACCAAUAAGAAGGGCUUGAAUAUCUAAAGAGAUAACACGUGUAGUCAAAUGCUAUCUCUUUUAUGACUUGUUUAAUUAUCGACAGACAAGUGAUUACAAGGCCAUUACAGAUUGGCUGCAGUCUGUGUCUAUAAGGUCAAAUUAUGCACACUCUUAAGUUACGCGUGUUUGGAAGAAUAGAUUUGUUUAAAGUAUCCUUUAUAGCUUGAAAAUUAUAUGAUAUUUAUUGUAUGUUGAGACGUUUUUCAAGCCCUUCAGAGUGACAUAGAUUUUGAUCUCAUCUUGCUGUCACGACAAGUUUUGAUUUUGUCGACUUGAUGUGUUCACCUAUUGCCUUCGAAGUUAUAUCUUCCAUUACAGUCUUUCUUUAUGAUUUCCCAGUUAAUACAUAUUAGAGAAUUUUGUUCCUAGUUGUUCUACGUAUUAAGUUAUACUCAUGUUCGAAUGGUGUUAGUUAGACAAUAUUAUUUAAAACUUAGGGGAUACCUUAUACUAUAAAUUAUAGUUGAAACCUGCUUAGUAACAAUUAGUGAUGGCGAGUACGAAAUUUCCAAUGACCAAUCCUCAAAAAUGAAGGUGUACAGGUGCCUUUAAUUGACCUCGAGAGUUUUCCUAAAACAAAUACAUAUUGUAAAAUAUUCCAUAGGGAUAUUAUUGCAUAUUAUAUUUUCAUGGACAUGUUUUCAUUUUUAAGGUGACUAUUUAACAUAACUGAUAUUAUUUUAAGUUUAUUGUGGUAAGCUGACUUUAUGGUAUUGGAAAUUAAAGGCACCUCUGACAAAACUGAAAAAUAAUGAAUAACAUAAACAAACUAUUGAUAUACAGUCGUAUUUUUGGAUAUUGACUUUGACAUGGACUAUCGUUUCCAAAAUAACAAUUUAUUGUAAGAAUUAUCUAUGUAUGUAACUAAUAUUAUUAUUAUUUUCUUCUAUAUUAUAAACGACCUAAAAAAUAAGACUCAACUUCAGUAAUAAUAAGCGAUUUUUACUGUUUUACUGACGAAAAUACUAACUAUCUGACUGCUGAAACCCCUUAGGGUAACUAUAUUCCUAUAAUACAUUCUUAAUAUUAAUUUUCCUAUAUAUUAUUGUGUUUCUAUGUGUUUUAGAUAUCUUUGUUAGAUGUUGUAGUUGUUAUUAGUAUGUUGUCAUUACUGUGUGUUAGUAACCUUUCAAAAGGCCUUUACUUAGAAAAUGGUUGUAAUUAAGUAAUGUCGAAUUAUCUACAGAAGUGUUAUAUGUAAGUAACAAACGGGUAUGUCGAGUAAUAUGGACAAAUAUCAUAGUUACGUCUAAGGAUAUGAUUUGGUAAUGUAAGCUGUAGUGAUAUGCGUGUUAUGUGUGCAAUAUACCGUUAAAUGUUUUAUUGUUUUAGAUAUAUAAAAAAUAUUGAUAAAAGGUUUCCUAACGUAACUGAGGAAUCCACCAAAUAGAUGACUAAGGCUAGAUUUCUAUAACCUAUCCGAUGCUUUGUUAUUAGAGAUUGAAAAUAUAAGUUACAUAUAAAUUACCUGUGUCAUAUUACAAUUUCUAGUCGCAAAACAGCGGAUAUAUAGGUAAUAGAAAUCCGCAGUAUAAUGAUUCGACGUAAAAAUAAAUGUUUAAAACAAGUUGAGCUUGAACCUUGAACAAAUGUUUUAAUAAAUAAUUGCUUUAUCGCCGAGAGAAAUAUAUUUAUACUCCUGAGAUAUUAAGUACAAAAUAAGUGAUCAUUGUUACUAGCGGGCCAACACCAUGUCAUCGUGCCAUAAUGGUUAUCGGCAUUGGUAAUGUCGAUGAUUGCUCUGUCUCUCGAAACGCGUCUAUCGUACCUUCUAGAAUACGUGAAGUCUUGGCGAAUGGGUAUUUGCUCGUUCAAGGGAAUAUGUCAGUACUUUGUGUUGGUGUUGGCUCGCCUGUGUUUGUGUGCGGUUUGUUUGAAGUUUCCUCCAUUAGCUCCUAGUGUGCGCUUGUUAGCUCGGAAUUAGAUUUAUUAUUUUUACUGUGAACUCUUAUGAACUUUGUUUGAGCUACAAAAAUGUAUUGAAAUUAUGGCGUCCGCAAAAAAACUAUUGUAAAAUGUUAUCUUUUAUAUUAUUGUACAUAUUGGGAUUAUUAGGUCACAACCAAACGGCUAUAAAUACUACUUACGUACAUUUGCGAGUUAUGUUCUAAAUGUAACCUAUCGCUUAAUGUUUGAUGUACGAUAACUUAUGUGUUGUCGGUGAAAUAUAAUGAUUGUUUAUCAUUA